Messenger RNA from Gossypium arboreum, 979 nucleotides. Its product is annotated as probable transcription repressor OFP9. The transcript has a single exon. Gene Ontology annotation, biological process: negative regulation of DNA-templated transcription. The coding region runs from base 184 to 657 and encodes 157 amino acids. The record is from RefSeq and is a predicted model, not a curated record. NCBI's taxonomy places the organism in Eukaryota, Viridiplantae, Streptophyta, Magnoliopsida, Malvales, Malvaceae.
CAUAAGCUUAAUUAACAAAUAAAAAUGUUCCCUAAUAGCCUCCCAACUAUCCCUAAUCUUUUAGGUAUUAAUUGUCUCAAACUCAAGACACAAUCAUGCUUAACUUAACCCACUUGCCUAAUGAGCAUAAAUGAUUAUUUUGGCACAAAUUUUUGCUUCAAAGGUUCACGUCCAUGCUAGAAGAUGAAAGCCUCCAAAGAACACAAGCAGCAAGGGCUUCAACAGAGAGGAUGCAAGGCAUUGUGCUGCAGUUGCAGGCUUAGUGUCUCUUCUUCAGAAGAAGCAGAAAGCUCCAAUUCAGAUCGAUACGCAUCAAUAUCGAGUCUAGCACACGCCAUGGUUCAAGAGAGAUUAGACCAAAUGAUCAGAGAAAGGCAGGAGACAAGGCAUAAUGUCGAAAGAAGGCGGCAAAGAAGUAGUGAAGGGACUAAAUUCAUUGUUAUGGUAGCCAUGGAGAAGUGUUCUUACGAUCCAAGAGAAGAUUUUAGUAAGUCUAUGGUCGAGAUGAUUAAGGCGAACCGGAUUCAAGAGCCAAAGGACCUUCGCAACCUCUUGAAUUAUUAUGUAUCUAUGAAUUCAGAGGAGUAUCAUGGAAUUAUACUAGAAGUUUUCCAUGAAGUUUGCACUAAUUUGUUCUUAUGUUGUAAACGACAUUGAAAAGAAAAUGUGAUUCUUUUUUAUAUAUUUUUCCUGAGAGAAAUGGUCUAGUAGUCUUGAAUAAUUAUGAGCAAUGUAUAAUGGGCAUGGAUUAGUAUUUACUAAGCUGGGGUUUCCAGUAACUCUGGCUAAGUAAAUAAAUAAUUAUGAGCAGUGUAUAAUGCAGUGUAUAAUGAUGGAUAGCGCAGCAUGAAAACCUGUUGGUAUCUGAGCUCUUAUCUUUAAGGGAUAUAUGAGUUGAGAGAAACAUAUAAGUUUUAGAUAUGGAAGUUGACACAAAGUUUUGUCAUAUUGUUCCAUCAAAAUUUUAUGAUAGUAAAUA